AUGAACUAUAAAAACAAUGUGCAAAAGGCAUCAAAGGGCUUAAAAACAGUAAAAGAACUGGCAUCUAAUUUAAAAUACGUAAAACAACACAAGAAUAAGGGCUGCUGCUCCUUACGAUUCUACUGCUGCUGUUGCUGCACCUGCUACUUCUUCCUACUGCUGCUGCAGCAGUUGCUGCUUCUUAUGGUUCUACUGCUGCUGCUGCUUUUGCUGCAGCUGCUGCUACUUCCUACUACUUUCGAUUCUACUGCUGCUGCUGCUCCUUUCGAUUCUACUGCAGCUGCUGCUUCUGCUGUUGCUGCAGCUGCUGCUCCUUUCGAUUCUACUGCUGCUGUUGCUGCAACUUCUUUUGGUUCUACCGCUUCUGCUGUUACUGCAGCUACUGCUUCUUUCGAUUCUACUGAUGCUGCUGUUGCAGCUGUUGCUCUUUUCGAUUCUACUGCUGCUGCCUCUGCUGUUGCAGCAGCUGCUGCUUCUUCCUACUGCUACUGCUCUGCUGCUCCUUUCGAUUCUACUGAUGCUGCUGCUUCAGCUGUUGCUGCAGCUGCUGCUCCUUUGGAUUCUAUUGCUGCUCGUUUGGAUUCUACUGCUGUUGCUGCAGCUGCUGCUUCUUUUAAUUCUACUGCUGCUGCUGCUUCAGCUACUGCUCCUUUGGAUUCUACUGCUGCUGCUGCUGUCAGCUGUUACUGCAGCUGCUGCUCCUUUGGAUUCUACUGCUGCUCCUUUGGAUUCUACUGCUGUGCUGCUGUUUCUGCUGUUCCUGCAGCUGCUGCUUCUUUCGAUUCUACUGCUGCUGCUGUUGUUAUUGUCGUUCCUAUUCUUCCUGCUGCCGAUGCCGAUAUUCUUGUUGCCCCGACUGCUCCUGCUGCUGCCCCUACUGAUGCUGAUUCUGCUGUUGCGCCUGCUACUGCUGUUGGUGAUCCUGCUGUUACACCUACCGCCCCUGCUGCUCCUGUUGCUUCUGUUGCUCCUUCCGCUGCUGAUAAUGCUCCUGUUGAUCUUGCUGAUGCUCCUGAUGCUGAUGCGAUUGCCCCUGCUGCCUUUGCUGCCCCUGUCUCUCAUCUCUGCGCUCCUCUUACUCUCCACUUUCUCUCGGAGGCGGCGAUCUACAGUGCGUAG
Penaeus vannamei (Pacific white shrimp) is the source of this 1119-nucleotide messenger RNA. Lineage: Eukaryota; Metazoa; Arthropoda; Malacostraca; Decapoda; Penaeidae. The record is from RefSeq and is a predicted model, not a curated record.